AUGGAGCUGCUUCAGCUGCUCUUAUCUGCGCUCUUCUUUGGGGGAGUUUUUAGUGAGGGUAGUAUUAGUAUACCAUAUGUGAAAGUGAUUUUAGGAGACUCGUUUACUCUCCGUCGAAACUGUCCGACUGAUGUAGAGGGAAAACUUCGCCAAACAGAGCCUCAGUCCCGGGAUGUCGCUGCGCACCGAGACGGAGUUUGGACACCGGAGGAAAGUUUCAGAGAUCGCAUCAGUCCCAACUCCUCUGUUGUUUUUAACCGCUCAGUUUACACGGACGGUGGAGUUUAUGUGUUCAUGUGCGGCGGUCGGGAGGUGUCUGCUGUCCAGGUGGAGGUUGUCGUGGUCUCAGAAUCAUCCGUCACAGAGGGAGAAGCGAGCAGCCUGUCCUGCUACUAUGCAACUACAGCUGGCACCUGCUGGUCUGUGCGCUGGGUUAAAGGCGGGGAAGAUGUGUUAAGGAGAGACUCGUGCGGUGCCCGGCAUAACUGGACUGCUGAUGAUCGACUGUCUCUGUCAGCUGAUUGGCUCUCACACGGAGACCUGUCCUUAAACCUGCAGCGGGCUCGGAGGGAAGAUCAGGGGGAUUAUUUCUGUUACAUCCAAGCAAAGGGUGGACUGCCACAGAGCGGAACACCAGCUGCUGCGAGGCUGAAGGUCAGUGAGAGAAGCCCGGAUCAGACCACCAGCACUCCUCCCCCUACAUCGGUGUCUCCGACACAGACGACUUCAGAAGUAAACGGACUGGGAACUCUGGCCGCUGUCUGCAUCACAGCUGUGGUCUUUUUGGUUUUCGGCCUUGUGUGUGGAUGGUUCCUGAAAUCUCACUGCUCCACGUACUUGUCACGUCUUCUCCGACGCUUUGGACCCGGAGAUGAACGACAUGAUGUAGAUGGGGCGUCGGAGCCUUUGAGCCAUCCUCCUCCUCUGCAGAUGAAUGGCCACCAUCCAUCAAAUACGUCCCAGGCAGACGUCUGAAGACUUUUAGGAUCAAUAAGUGACAACUUUUAACUUAUUAAUGCGCUUCAGCUUAUUUAUGUGUGCAGCUUAUAAUUAUAAUUAUGCAUUUUAACACCGAUCAAAGCUUUCGUUUACUGUCUUAAUUUCUUUUUUUUUCUUUUUUAUGUAACAUCUUGCUUCAGCUGUGUGUGA
Oreochromis aureus is the source of this 1149-nucleotide messenger RNA. RefSeq lists its product as uncharacterized. The transcript is spliced from 3 exons. The record is from RefSeq and is a predicted model, not a curated record. NCBI's taxonomy places the organism in Eukaryota, Metazoa, Chordata, Actinopteri, Cichliformes, Cichlidae. The coding region runs from base 1 to 975 and encodes 324 amino acids.